This is a messenger RNA of Acanthopagrus latus (yellowfin seabream), 1394 nucleotides long. It is a transcript of the gene s100t, whose product is annotated as S100 calcium binding protein T. Lineage: Eukaryota; Metazoa; Chordata; Actinopteri; Spariformes; Sparidae. Bases 74 to 400 code for a protein of 108 amino acids. Gene Ontology annotation, molecular function: transition metal ion binding; calcium ion binding. The transcript is spliced from 3 exons. The record is from RefSeq and is a predicted model, not a curated record.
CUCCUCAUCAGUUCGCUGUUGUCUUCUCUCUUUGCACUUGAGCAGCAGGCCAGCACUCAUCCUCCGACUCAGAAUGUCUUUGCCCAACUCAGAGAACGCCUCCACCCUGGAGAACGCCAUGCAGCUCAUGAUCCAGACCUUCCACAAGUACUCUGGAAACGAGGGUGACAAAUACACACUGAGCAGGGCCGAGCUCAAGGAGAUGCUCACCGCAGAGCUUGGCAACUACCUGGGGAACGCCCAGGAUAAGGAGGCAGUGGACAAGGUGAUGGGAGACCUGGAUUCCAACAACGACGGGGAGGUAGAUUUCACCGAGUUCAUCAUCCUGGUCGGCGCUCUCACUGUGGCCUGUAACGACUUCUUCCUGGAGUACAACGACAAGCCGGAGAAGAAGAAGUGAACCCGUCCUUGGCACGAGUCCACACCGCAAAACUCGCACGCUCCAGGGAGGAAACAGUUUAGAAAAGGCAGGAGAGAAGAAGAAGGAAAUCCUGUCAUGGACAAAUACUCACACACGCACACACACACGUCAAAUAGUCACAGUGAAUGUUGGGUGUUUCUGUAUUUGUCCAGUCAAUCCACUGCAAACUGUGUUUACUACUAUGUGAAAAAUCUGGAGAGAUUUUAAGAUCAUUUUCAGCAGCUGUCAUUGUUAAAACAUGUGAAUGUACCUCUGUUUCUUUUUCCUCAAGUGUUAUUUUGUAACACAUUCAAGUGAAGGAAUUUCUCCCUGGAAAGAAUAAAAGUGACCUUUACUCAAUACAACACAGUGUCGGCUGCACUCUCUAACAGCAGAGAUGGUGAGCAGGAGCGCACUGCGGGCACCAGGGGGCAGCACGUGGCCCCCUCAGCUCAACUCUGGCAGAGGAUUAUUGCAUUACCUAUAAAUUGUUUUGCACGCUGCUGCAGCACUUUUAUUCCGGCAGCGGAUGGAUGUAAAUCACAGAUAGACCCGCCAAUCACCGGCAUGGGGAUUUCUCUGUUUUAUUAAUGAAACACACAGUGUGAGAGGUAGUACUUAAGUCUCCGGCAUGUCGUGGUGCGUUCAAGUUCAUCAUGCUGCUCCCUCACAAGGUGAGCAUGAGCAGGUACUGACUCUACACACAUUCCAGUUUUUUGUUUUUUGUUUUUACGACAGAAUGAUGAGAACUUGAAGCGACCUUGCCUGGGCCCUACACCCACGAUUGUUUAAAAGCUUCCUAGAAAAAAAAAAAAAGUGCAGAGCCAAAGUGUGUGUGUGUGCCUGUGUGUGAGAGGAAGUUUCCAACCUCAAUAUUAGAAAGCCAGGAAACGUUUCUUUCUUUUGGCUCCAUCCUGUGGCGUAAGAUUAAUGGGAAGUUCGGGGUAAUACAGUAAUUUACAGAUAAGGUGCGUGUGUGUGUGUGAAAGAGAGA